GCAGCGUCAGUGAGCAGAUGACCUGGAGGAGCUCAGAGACCAGGAGCUCAGAGACCAGGAGCUCAACAGGAUGGGGGACUCCAGCAGACCCAGCAGCUGAACCACCCACAGGAACACCUGGAUCAGGUGCAGAUCCGCGUCCUGCUCUCUCUUGGCUCACUUCUUCUUCUUCUUCUGUUGGAUUAACCCGCCGGUCCGGUCCUCAUCAUGCCGUUCGCCAAGCGCGUCGUGGAGCCUCAGUUACUGUGCCGGAGGCAGAUCCACAACCAGGAGGACCAGGAGGAGGCUGUGGUGGUUCUGCUGGAGGAUCUGGUCUCCAUCAGUAACGUGGCUCUGUCCAGGACCCUGCGACAGCUGUCGGACUUGGCCAAACACGCCUGCUCCAUCUUCCAGGAGCUGGAGAGCGAGAUCACCUCCACCUGUAUGCGGGUCCGAGGGCUGCAGGGCAGGAUCGGUCUGCUGCAGGAGGACUGCAAAGACCUGGACCCGAAGCAGGAGGCAGUGCCGGUGUCUAACCUGGACGUGGAGAGUAAGCUGACAGCACAUUACCAAUCUCCCUGGCACCAGCAGAGGAACAUCUUCCACCCCUCCACACGGCCAGCAUGUGUUGUAGACCUCCACAGGCAAGCCAACCUCAGCCUGUGGGCUCAGCACCGACGAGAUCUGCAGAGGAGACGAUCGGGCAGCGGGGAGCGGAGAGUGACCAUCUCCAUCCCGGCGGAGCCCCCCAUGUACCCCUCGCCACACAUCAUCCAGAGACAACAACAACAACACAGGGACUCAGAUCUGACAACGUUUGAAUCCACCCGCUCCUCCUCCCCUACCGAAUGUUGCCGCUUCUCCCCCUGGAGCAGAAAGGCGGCGCCCUCUGACCCCGACGCCGACGGGUUGCCUCUAGGUCACCGGCCCAAGUUCCCCGUCCCCAACACCCCCACCACCCUGGACAAGCAGACCAACUGGUCCAGAGCCCUGCCGCUGCCCACCCCCGAGGAGAGGAUGAAAACCAGUUCACAAGUCAUCUCCUCGUGUGUCAUCCCCAUCAAUGUGACCGGCGUCGGCUUCGACAGAGAUGCUAGUGUGCGCUGCUCGCUCGUCCACUCGCAGUCUGUGCUUCAGAGGAGGAGGAAGCUGAGGAGACGGAGGACCGUCGCCGGCGUUCCCCGACAGGUGCAGCAGGAUUUAGACUCCGAUGACUCUCCUGGCUCCAGAGAGCGGACCGUGAUCGUUCAUGCCAGUCCCAACGUCACGCCCUCCAGCGAGGAGCUGGCCAGCCACCUCAGCACCAGAGACUCCGGCUGCCAGACGGAAGACUUUCUGAUCUCGGGGGCGCCGUCUCGGAGGAGGAUCAGGGCCCAGAGAGGCCAGGGAGUCUCCCUGUCCCUGUCCCUGUCCCACUCUGCAGGAAACAUCUUGUGCCUGUCGGAAAGCGCCGACGCCAUGUUCUCCGCCUCCGUGGGCGCACGCCUGCGCUCCCGAAGUCUGCCCAGAGACGGGAGCCGGGUGAUGGACAAUGGGCGCAACGACAGCGACGACGAGGAGGAGGAGCUGUCCCCCUUCGACGGCGAGGACUUCCUGUCUGGACCCGGGGAGUUGAUCCUGAAGGACGGAGAGGAGCGCAUGGACGACCAGAACAUGUCCGAGCACCAGCUGGGCCUGAAGUACCAGCAGCUGUCGGAGAGUCCGGAGCGCAGCUGGAUGGAGAGGACGAGGUCUCAGCUGCCCCGGAAGGCCGACAUGGGCAGCUGUGAGAUCUCGUCCAGCUCGGACACCUUCAGCAGCCCCGUCCACUCUGUCUCCGCCGCCGGGGUGCAGAUGGACCAUAAGGAGGACCACCAGUCCUCCAGUGGGAACUGGAGCGGCAGCAGCUCCACCUGCCCCUCACAGACCUCAGAGACAAUCCCCCCAGCAGCCUCUCCACCGCUCACAGGCUCCUCCCACUGUGACUCUGAGCUCUCGCUCAACGCCGCCACGCACGCCAACGACGACCACACCAGCUUCAUGCUGGACCACUACCACCAGGGUCUCAGGACCCAGCGGGCCGGCUCCUUCUCCUCCACAGCUAUGGACAUAUUAGAGGAAGCGGGGGUCAGCACGCCCAUCGAGGCGGAGUGGAGUUACCCCCACGCGGACCCGCCGCGCUCCCAGGACCUGAGCCCCGAGCCCAGCAGGGAGGCCGAGAGCAGCCUGGGCUGCCCCAGCUUCACCAGCAUGGCCACCUGCGAGAGCAGCUUCUCCGACAAUCCGCCGUCAGAGAAAGCCGACACCGUGUCCCACUACUCCGUAGACAACGAUGGCUACUACACCUCCAUGCACUUUGACUGCGGUAUAAAAGGGAGCAGAAGCUUCUCGUAUAACUAUGCAGCCCCCGGCUCCGACUGCGACCUCAGCGGUCACAUGACUCUCGCGAGGCGCUGCCUCUCUUUGAGGAAACCAAAGGCGAAGCCGAGUCCGCCUAAGAGGAGUUCAUCCUUAAGAAAGAUAUGCAGUGAGGGACACAUCCCCGACGGUAAAGAACCAAAGAUGUCCUGCGGGCAGCAGCUGUCCUCCAAGGAGAGGAGGCUGCAGCUGGUUUUAUCCGGCUCGCCGAGUCGCUCCUCGCUCGCCAGAGAGCCGCUGGUGGUCUGGGGCAUCGAGGACUCGGCCGAUCUACCCGACUUAGGCGUGUUUAGCUCCACAGAUGCUCAUUCGUUUAAGGACGAGGGGAUCGUACAGUCAGACUACGCAGAUCUGUGGCUCCUGAACGAUUUGAAGUCCAGCGAUCCGUACCGCUCUUUGUCCAACUCGAGCACGGCGACGGGCACGACCGUCAUCGAGUGCAUCAAGUCGCAGGAGAGCUCCGAGUCUCAGACGUCCCAGUCCGACUCCAGAGCCACCACGCCCUCGCUUCCGUCGGUGGACGGAGACUUCAAGCUUACGUCUCCAGAGAAGCUGGCGGGCCUGGCGAGCCCGUCCAGCGGCUACUCCAGUCAGUCGGAGACCCCCACCUCCUCCUUCCCCUCCGCCUUCUUUCCCGGACCGCUGUCACCAUCCAGCGGCAAGAGGAAGCCCAAAGUCCCGGAGAGGAAGUCGUCUCUUUCGUCGCUGUCGCUCGGAGCCGCCUCGAGGAGAGACCUGGAGCUGCCCAUCAUCCCGCCCUCACACCUUGACCUAAGUGCCCUUCACGGCGUCGGCAACAAGGCGUCAGCGUACAGGCCGCAGAUCCUUCACCAAAACAAACAGAAAGCUCCUGUAGCGCCGCCUAACUUAGAGGUGUUCAACGCCCGUCCCAUGGCCAUCACCCCCACCGUGCUGCACUCAGUACACCUCCGACCUAUCAGCCAGGAACAGGAAGGAAGCCAUGAGGACACUUCCAGACUCAAGUGUCCCACUGUGAACUUAACUAGCACACUUCCCUGUAACGACUCUGCGGCGCUCGAGAGUCCGCUGUUAUAUCAAAGCCACGCGCCCUCCAAGGGGUCGUGUGAAUCGAUGUUUACCUCAAGCGAAGAGCUCGCAGACGGAGACGCAGCGUGUCAGAGCGACAGAGAGGCACCAGCGUUAGACGUCCCUGAGAGGACCAGCAGUCACGAAGCAGAGACGUUCAGAGAGUCGGUAGAAACAUCUGGAGACUCAGAGCCUUUACAGCAGCAAAGACCUGAAGAAGAAGAAGAAGAAGAAGAAGAAGAAGAAGUAGAAGAAGAAGAAGCAGGUCCUCCUCUCUCCGUUCAGCACGGUUCACCCCAUGGGCAGCUGCGAGAUCUCGUCCAGCUCGGACACAGUCUUGAUAAAGUGCCUGCUGCUGACGGCCAAUCAGAGGCCACACAAGAGAGUCCAAUCAGUGACGGAGGCGGCAAAGAAGAGGAAGAUGAGCCAUCAGGUGCUUCAGCACAAAGUGCCUCUCAGGACGUAAAGGAGGAGACAGCAGAGAGCGAGGACUACUGCAGUAAAGACUCUCCAGCCAGUGAUAACACAGCGUCUCCUCUGAGCGAUGAGUCCCGACCAGAGGACGACAGCGUGUUUCUGUCCCCCACCAAGACCAGAACCACUGAGGACCUGUUCGCUAUGAUUCACAGGUCCAAGAGGAAAGUGUUGGGCAGGAAGGACUCCUCUGAGCUGAACGUGAGGAACCGCCUCGGCGCUGCCUCGGGGAACACGCCACCCAGCAGCACCGCGAGCUCCCCGGUCCCAGUGGCGGCGUCGCCCUCCUCCGCCGUGACCCCGCCGGGCCUGCACCGAGUCCCACCGAGUCCCAUCUACAGGAACGCCAAGAAGUCCAGCACCUCCAACGAGGAGUUCAAGCUGCUGCUGCUCAAAAAAGGCAGCCGCUCCGAGUCCAGCUACCGCAUGUCGGCGACGGAGAUCCUCAAGAGCCCCGUCGCUCCUAAAUCUGCCGGAGACUCGCCGAUGAUGGAGUCGCCCAGACAGCCCGAAGAGCCCGCCUCGCCCCUGCAGCACCAGUCGGGACCAGAUCAGAUCUCCAGCCCGUACCCCAAAGCCAACGCAGAGGGCUUCUCCCCGAAACCCUUCUCCUCGCCCGCUUCCUCCAGGCAGGGCCGCUCCAGGAUCCCGCCGCCCGCCAACAGCAGCAGGUACGGCGUGCGCGGUAGAAUGUACUCGGUGCCCAUGCAGGCGAUCUCUGAGGGCGAGACGGAGAACUCGGACGGGAGUCCUCACGAUGACCGCUCAUCACAGGGCUCCACGUAGAGAACACAGAGGUAUGAAAUGAUUUUAGUUUACAGUAAAACGGACCAGAAUAAUAUAUAUAAGAGAUGAUGAUGAUGAUGAUGAUGAUGAUGAUGAUGAUGAUGAUGUGGUGAGGGCAGCAGAACCAUGUUACUGUAUACACAACAACAUUUAGGUUAAAAAGAAUCAUGAACUGACUAGUUGAGUUUUAUAGAUGUUUCCUUUUGGUUGUUCUGUGGAUGAUUUAAAUAAUUUUACUUGUGUUCAAAAAUGUUUUAUACACAGUAAGAAUAUUAUUAGAAACAGAUUAUUUAGUGUUCUGUAGAAACUGAUGAAUAGAAAUGAUGAGCAACACAUUAUUCUGCAGGAAAAAAAAACGGGCUUACAUCAGAGUCCUGCUCGGGUCUGGUUUUAAAGACCCGCAUUAGACCCGGCACCGUGACGUGAAACACCGUGACGUGAGACACCGUGACGUGAGACACCGUGACGUGAGACACCGUGACGUGCGACACCGUGACUUGCAACACCGUACCGGCCCGCCACCCGUUCAUAUCACCAACUAGGUCUACAACCCGACCCGUC
Molecule: messenger RNA, 5244 nt
Organism: Sebastes umbrosus (honeycomb rockfish)
Lineage: Eukaryota; Metazoa; Chordata; Actinopteri; Perciformes; Sebastidae
Gene: nhsa
Product: Nance-Horan syndrome a (congenital cataracts and dental anomalies)
Exons: 9
Coding region: 208-4683 (1491 amino acids)
Biological process (GO): cell differentiation; lens development in camera-type eye
Source: RefSeq, a predicted model, not a curated record